Messenger RNA from Microplitis demolitor, 2414 nucleotides. It is a transcript of the gene Tfb1, whose product is annotated as general transcription factor IIH subunit 1. The record is from RefSeq and is a predicted model, not a curated record. The transcript has 8 exons. NCBI's taxonomy places the organism in Eukaryota, Metazoa, Arthropoda, Insecta, Hymenoptera, Braconidae. Gene Ontology annotation, biological process: transcription by RNA polymerase II; nucleotide-excision repair; transcription by RNA polymerase I. Gene Ontology annotation, cellular component: transcription factor TFIIH holo complex; transcription factor TFIIH core complex. Bases 149 to 1831 code for a protein of 560 amino acids.
GUCGGGCUUGUUCGCUCGCUCACUCGCUAGCAAUGUAUCCGAUGUGUGUUUCUGCACAUGGCCGUUUCACAGAACGACGUGUCAUUACGCUGCUCUCCAACAAAUUCAAUUUUUCCACUGAUAUAUUAUAUUAUUUAUCCCACCCACCAUGACGACAUCCUCAGAAGAUGUGCUGAUGCAAGUAGGCCAAGUUCGUCACAAAAAAGGUGAUGGAACUCUUUACGUAAUGAAUGAACGUAUCGCUUGGAUGGUGGACAAUAAAGACACUGUGUCUGUGAGUCAUAAAUACGCUGAUAUUAAAAUGCAAAAAAUUUCACCGGACGGGAAAUCUAAAAUUCAGUUACAAGUUGUUUUACAUGACGGCUCGUCCUCGACGUUUCAUUUCGUCAACAGAAAUGGUCAAGCGGCACAAAUAAAAGAUCGGGAUGAUGUGAAAGAGUUGUUGCAGCAAUUGUUACCUAAAUUUAAACGGAAAGUCAAUAAGGAGCUUGAAGAAAAAAAUAGAUUGCUGCAGGAAAAUCCGACGUUGUUACAAUUAUACCGUGAUUUAGUAAUAACUCAAGUAAUUACUUCAGAAGAAUUCUGGAAUCAUCAUGCAGUCGAGUAUACCCAGGCAAAGAAGAGCCAACGUCAGGAUAUUGGAGUAAAUAGUGCCUUCCUCGCUGAUAUAAAACCACAAACGGACGGUUGCAAUGGUUUAAAAUAUAACUUGACAGUAGAUAUAAUAGAGUGUAUAUUCAAAACUUAUCCAGCGGUGAAGCGAAAGCACCAAGAGAAUGUGCCUCACAAAAUGUCUGAGUCUGACUUUUGGACAAAAUUUUUUCAAUCUCACUAUUUUCACCGGGACCGUAUUAACGCCGGGACCAAAGACCUAUUUACCGAGUGUGCCAAAAUAGACGAUCAGGAGCUGAAAAAAGACAUACAGACUGGCAUCAAUGAUCCGCUGCUGGACAUCACGUCCUUUGAAGACAAAACGACUGACGACAAUUACGAGAGCGGGUUCAGCAAAGCCGACAAGUCUUCAGGCAAUGCUGUGCAUCAGAGCAUGAUCAAGAGAUUUAAUCAGCACAGCAUCAUGGUCAUGAAAGCAAACACUGCCAGGCAGCAACCGGCUCCCCAAGCUGCCACCCCUCAAAUUAACGGAUCAGCAGCAGCGGCUGCUAAAACUCCCGCUGCUAAAUCGGACGACGAACCAAAGAGCAAAAAACGUAGGAUACAAGAAAAGAUUCAGUACAACGAUUUAGACGCGAGUGAAAAUACGGGAGCGGCUCUAGGAACUCCGUUAAAUUUAACCCACGUCGAUAGAUAUUUGCAUGGGCCAAUUGCUGGUAGCGGUUGUAACGAAACAACAGAUGAUCUCCAGACAGCGCUAAGUCUAUUGAAACGUGAGGCUGCCAACUGGGUCAAUGGAAACACAUUAUCUAGACAGCCAGCUACGUCAUUAAUCAGUCCAGCAGCUUCGGUAUCUGCUCUCGGAGAAUUAACGCCCGGCGGGGCUUUAAUGAAAGGCUUUCGCGAGGAUAAUGUCGGGCAAUUGAUACCAAAGGAUUUGGAGAAAGAAUUGCGCAACGUCUAUGUGUCACUCUGCGAGUUGCUCAAACACUUUUGGCGCAGCUUCCCUCCUACGACUCCACAGCUCGAGGAAAAAGUUAUCAGGAUGCACGGGACGUUGCAAAGAUUUCAUUCGUCAAAGCUCAAACCUUUUGAAGAUCGUAUACAACGAGAGUUCUCAGCAGUAAGCCAACAUUUAACAAGUCAUUUAAAUUUAUUACUAAAUACUGCCUACAGAAGAUUCGCGGUUUGGCAGCAGAGAAAAAUGCAAAUGAGGUAGCCGAGCUACGCGAUUAAUUAGAAAAAUAUUAAUAAAUAAAACUAAUAAAUCUUAACAAAUUAAAAAAAUUUGAGGUAAAUUAAAUAAAAGCAAUAUCAGUAAUCAACACAUAUUGCAUUUUUUGUAAUGUUACCGUAAUUAGAUUUUUAAAUUAACAGUUGUGUGUCUUAUAUAUUAAAAAUUAAUAAUAAUUAAAGAAAAAGAACCAAAUGCGAUUGCACAUAUUUAUGGCAUAUCUACUCUUUAUUAUUAUUUAUUUAUAGAUUUAAAUACUAUCAACUUAUUUUAAUUGUUGUCUAUAUAUUUAAAUUAAACCGAUAGACAAGUGAAUAUAUAUUGAUCAGUGUUCAUUUGCUUAUCACUAUAUGGAUUAAAUCAAAGACUGUAACUACUUUAUUAUUUUUUUGUCUGUUUUUAUAAACUGUCUGACUUGAAUUGCCUGCGUUUGUAUUUUUAAAAUUUAUCUGCACCAGGUUUAAGUGUUGGAUUGUUCAUUAAAAUUAUAGUGUGUUAAUUUAUGAUGACAAUUAGCCAUAUAAAUUUAUUAUUUAUGUCUAAUUGUUACUAUUAUUUUCUCUAUUGU